Molecule: messenger RNA, 930 nt
Organism: Geodia barretti
Lineage: Eukaryota; Metazoa; Porifera; Demospongiae; Tetractinellida; Geodiidae
Source: the annotation of a GenBank genome assembly
AUGGAUAGACCCGUCAUCGCAACCGCAUCGUCCGCGGCGCGCAUGGUCUGGCAGCAGGAGAUGGACACUUCGUUCGGCGAGGCGCUUGAGCAGUGGCAGGACGCCGGAGACUUCACGUUCUACGCGCCCGGCGACAUCCAGGCUCCAAUCGCGAGCGGCACCUUUCCUGUUCACGGCAUGGCAAUCGUCCCAUGCAGCAUGUCAACGGUCGCAGCAUUAGCGCACGGCUUCUCUGACAACCUCAUACGCCGCGCCGCCGAUGUCUGCAUCAAGGAGCGCCGCCCUCUGACGAUUGUGCCUCGUGAGACUCCACUCAGCGCCAUACACCUUGAGAACAUGGCGGUGUUGGCGCGUCUUGGCGUUACAGUCCUGCCACCUGAGCCACCAUUCUACCUCCGCCCGCAAUCCCUCGAUGAUGUGGUCGCUUUCGUAGUGAAUAGGACUCUGGCAAGCCUUGGAAUUAUUGACGCCCUACCCGAUUCUAUGCAUGACGGCGUUCUCGCGCCUACUGAGCUUAUUCGCCGCGCCAUUCACAACGGCUAUCGCGUUAUGGCAAUCACAGACCAUGUGGGCCCGGGCAACUUGGAGUUCGUCAUCAAGACGCUGGUGAAGGACUGCGCCGUCGCGUCGAAGCGUUGGGACAUACUCGCUCUACCCGGUGUGGAAAUCACAUACGUGCCAAAAGACGAUAUAGAUAUGAUUGCGCGGGAAGCCCGAGCUCUCGGCGCAAAGGUGGUCAAUGUUCACGGAGAAACUGUCGUAGAGCCUGUGGAGCCGGGCACCAACUACGCAGCCGUCAGCUCAAAUCACAUCGAUGUCCUCGCCCAUCCGGGCCUCAUCACUCCUGAAGAAGCUCAAAUGGCGGCAGAACGCGGCAUCUUCUGGAGGUCUCUGCGCGGAGGGGACACGGAUUCGCAAACGGGCAUGUAG